Vanrija pseudolonga is the source of this 1964-nucleotide messenger RNA. RefSeq lists its product as uncharacterized. The transcript is spliced from 2 exons. The coding region runs from base 1 to 687 and encodes 228 amino acids. Lineage: Eukaryota; Fungi; Basidiomycota; Tremellomycetes; Trichosporonales; Trichosporonaceae. The record is from RefSeq and is a predicted model, not a curated record.
AUGGCGCUCUCCACCAGGUCAGCAGCGUCGCGUCUCCCCCUCCCCCCAACGCUCCUCCUGCCGCGCUUCGCCGCGCUCCACCCAGCCAUCGGCCCCGCUCCGCUCCCCGCUUCCACCGCAGCCCCGCUGCUGCCGUUCUCCCCGACGCCCACCGAGCAGUUCGCCCCCGACUCGGACUCGGCGGCGGCGGCAUCGCCGGCGUCCCCGCCCCUCGUGCUCACGGACCACGUCGCAAUCCUCGACGGCCCGCUCUUCCGCGCGCUCCGCCGCGGUGUCCGCCGCUCGACGCUCCACUUCGGGGCUAACCCCGCCGCGGCGGCGCUGCUCGACGCGCUCUCCCGCGACCCGACGAGGGCGGACUGCGUGUGUACCUGGAUCGCGGGGUUUCAUCUGCGCAAGCUCGUCGAGACGCAGGCGAGGACCGCGCAGAGCCAGUUCAACAACACGUACCCUCUCCACCUCCCCGCUUCCGACCUCGCGGCCGCCUUCCCGUCCGACACGAGCCCCGCGGCCCAGCUCUACCUCGCGGCGACGGAGGCGAUCGUCGCUGCGGCGAGGAGGGAGGAACACGCCGUCGUGGCCGUGUGUGGGAGCGCUGCGGUGGCCGGCCGGCUUGAGGGCGCGUUUGCGGCGGAUGCGGGGGUAAAAGUUGUCGGUGUGGAGGAGGGUACUGUGUUGGGUGCGUAGGUGGCUUGUGGGGAAGGCAGGGGAGGGGGCGAGGAGAAGCAAGCGACGUUCGUUUCCUGUGGAAGAAGGCAAGGAGGAGGGAGGAUGCGACGAGACACCGCCGCGUGUACAUAGAUUCCAUGACAGUAACGUAGGCCCAAGGCCCAACACCAGCUCUACGAGCACAAAACAGAUUGUAUGCAUGUGAUUAGAUAGAUGGCGUGGCGAGGUGGCUGGGCAGCAGUACCAGGUGCGGCGGAACACCUCCACCGGCCGGCUCGGCUCGGCAAAUCGCAACGGCGACGGCGACACCCGCAAAAACAAUCUCGAACUCGCAACGCCGACCUCACCACCACCGCACUCACACCAUGGCCCUCCGCCCCUCCGUCGCCCGACUGGCAACCUUCAUCGGCCGCCCGCCGCCCGCGCAUGCGCUGAAGGCGCUCGCGCAUGUACACGGGCCGGGGUGUAACCACGACCAUGACCACGGGCAUGGCGACGGCGAUCACGCGCAUGGGGUGGUGCACACGUACGACCACUUCCCGGGGGAGCCUGCUCCUGGCGCCGCUCCAGCCCACGACCACGCCCACGCCCCCGCCGACCCCCAGCUCCAGCUCGGCCCGUUCCCGCCCACGCCCGCCCUGCUCGCCGACCACGUCGCGCUCCUCGGGGCGGGCAGCCAGAUCGUCAACGCUGUCCGUGAGCGCGGGUGGGCGUGGGCGCCUGUCCCGGCCAACGGGUGGGUCGUGCGGGGGUUCAUUGAGGCUGCGGCGCAGGAGGAACGCCAGGGACAGGUGGUGCAGGCGUAUGCUGCGGCUGGGGUGAUGGAGGAGUUGGCGAGCGUGUCGGACGAGAGCAGCGACGCGUGGGCUGUAAGUCGCCGUGGGGCCCUUCCCUCUCGUAUCUCGUAGCGCAGUGCUGACUCGCCACCUAGGACUGGACCAACCUCUACUCGACCUCCUCGCUAGAGUUUACUCCUGAGGAAGGCUUUGUGACUUUCCCUACGGCUAUAGACGCGCUCACGCCCGCCGGCCUGGCGUACCUCCAAAACUUUGCAGAAACGAUCAACAUCGCGCGCGGGGUUGGCGAGGUGCGCUGCCGCGUGCUGUGUGGGAGUUGGGUGGUUGCGAGCCACUUGAGGGCUGGGUUUGAGGGGGAUGAGGGGGUUGAGGUUGUGUUUUUGGGCCAGAAGGCGGGCGCGAGCGGGGCGAGCCAGGCGGGGGCGGAGGGGAAGGAAGGCGGGGAGGGCAAGGAAGGGGCGUAGUACAAGGGAGGUAGAUAGAAGGAGGGAGGACGAG